Aaosphaeria arxii CBS 175.79 is the source of this 876-nucleotide messenger RNA. RefSeq lists its product as uncharacterized. The record is from RefSeq and is a predicted model, not a curated record. NCBI's taxonomy places the organism in Eukaryota, Fungi, Ascomycota, Dothideomycetes, Pleosporales. The coding region runs from base 18 to 548 and encodes 176 amino acids. The transcript has a single exon.
CGUCGGACCACUUCAUUAUGACAGAUCCGGAGCAACUCCUACGUCGCCCAGGUAAAGCAAGACGACCCAAGCCCAGCCACGAGGCGGUUUUGGCAGGUGCUACUUUCACCAACCCCAAAGACGCAUCUUCCAACGACGUUGCGGAUGUCUAUGAUAUCGGAACUGGAGUCAUACCGAGCGUAGAAGACACGCUUGAGCGCCACCUGCCAGUGAAAGCCCCUCAACCUGAGAACAAGGGGACAACACCAGACCGCAUAUUGGUUGCUCCCAAGAUGUCUGAUGAUCAAUCACAAGAAAAGGUUCCUCCUCAACAAUACUGGCCUCCUCCAUUGGUGUCUCCAGAAUCAACACAUGACAGCCACGCGCGCGGUGGUGGAGCACCAACCGAGGUUGAACACAACGACUCUUCUAACGACAACUGCGUCAUCCGCUUCGCGGAACACGAUGAUUCUCCCGCUGGGCAGAUGCGGCAGGUCAAGAGCGAGCGACAGGGCAUCUUCAAGGAAGACAUGGUCGUCAUGGGAUGCAGGUUCUUCGUACGCGGAUGAAACACACAACAUCACGAUCUAACGCCUACGUGGCGAAACAUCAAGCACCGAGAUGGAGGUGAAUGUGGCGGAGAUGUAAGAUAUUAUGUAUGAUUUGCGUCGACUUUAUUGGAGAAUCGAAAAGGGGGGAACAUGGAAUAUGCACAACUGAGAACAACAUCAAUUAACUUUAUCGAAUGUAUGAAUAGUAUCAGUGAAAAGCGGGCGGUCUUUCAAGAAGACAUCAUAUCUGCAGGAGACACAAGUCGAAGGACAAAAGAAAAUCGAGGCAGGUGGUGGUGUGUCGGAAUGUAAGACAUAUCUUCAGGUAGCCACCAACAGAUCCAAC